Messenger RNA from Ricinus communis (castor bean), 6259 nucleotides. RefSeq names its product mediator of RNA polymerase II transcription subunit 14. Gene Ontology annotation, biological process: regulation of transcription by RNA polymerase II. Gene Ontology annotation, molecular function: transcription coregulator activity. NCBI's taxonomy places the organism in Eukaryota, Viridiplantae, Streptophyta, Magnoliopsida, Malpighiales, Euphorbiaceae. Gene Ontology annotation, cellular component: core mediator complex; mediator complex. The transcript is spliced from 8 exons. The coding region runs from base 304 to 5772 and encodes 1822 amino acids. The record is from RefSeq and is a predicted model, not a curated record.
UGGAAGUAGCUCGCGCAUAUCACCUUCACUUGAAAGAGGAGAGGAAAGGGGGCACUUUAAAAUUCCGCCUCCAAAUCCAAUCCGCUCCAGUUCCAAAUCCCAUCAUUUUCUGUCUCUCUCCCUCCUCUCUUUAUACUAACGAAUCAAAUUACAUACAACGCAAACACAAAUAUAAGAAUUCCAUUCAAACAACACGGAACUCAAAAACCCUAGAUUAUGCAGAUCCAGUAAGAAAAGAGGAACAUUUUUCAAUAAUUAAGACAAAGAAAGACUCUUAACUUUGGUUACCUUGAACCAUCUUUAAUGGCGGAGUUAGGGCAACAAACGGUGGAGUUCUCAACUCUCGUUAGUCGAGCUGCAGAGGAGUCUUAUCUUUCUUUGAAAGAAUUGGUUGAUAAAUCCAAAUCUGCUGAGCAAUCUGAUUCUGAGAAAAAGAUUAAUCUUUUGAAGUUUUUGGUUAAGACCCAGCAACGCAUGCUUAGACUCAAUGUUCUUGCUAAGUGGUGCCAGCAGGUUCCUUUGAUUCAAUAUUGCCAGCACCUGCAGUCUACCUUAGCAAGUCACGAUACAUGUUUUACACAAGCUGCAGAUUCAUUGUUUUUCAUGCAUGAGGGGCUACAACAAGCCCGUGCUCCUAUUUAUGAUGUUCCAUCAGCUAUAGAAGUCCUUCUUACCGGAUCUUAUCAGCGUUUACCAAAAUGUAUUGAAGAUGUAGGUGUGCAGAGCACAUUAACGGAGGAGCAGCAGCAACCAGCUCUGAAAAAGUUGGACACAAUUGUGCGUUCUAAGUUACUUGAAGUUACGUUACCGAAGGAAAUAUCUGAGGUGAAAGUUUCUGAUGGUACAGCACUGCUUCGUGUGAAUGGCGAAUUUAAGGUGUUAGUGACACUUGGUUACCGAGGGCAUCUAUCAAUGUGGAGGAUAUUGCAUUUGGAAUUACUUGUUGGUGAGAGAAGUGGGCUUGUGAAACUAGAAGAAUCACGACGGCAUGUCCUUGGAGAUGAUUUAGAGCGCAGAAUGGCUGCAGCAGAGAAUCCAUUCAUGAUAUUGUAUUCAGUUCUCCAUGAGCUUUGCAUUUCACUUAUUAUGGAUACAGUCAUAAGGCAAGUACAAGCACUCCGCCAAGGAAGGUGGAAAGAUGCAAUUCGGUUUGAGCUGAUAUCUGAUGGCAGUACUGGUUCUACACUACUGAAUCAAGAUGGGGAAACAGAUUCUGUUGGUCUACGAACACCCGGGUUGAAAAUUAUGUAUUGGCUAGAUUUGGACAAGAACUCUGGUACAUCUGAUUCAGGAUCAUGCCCAUUUAUAAAAAUUGAACCAGGACCAGAUCUACAGAUAAAGUGUGUUCAUAGCACUUUUGUUAUAGAUCCAAUAAAUGGUCGAGAGGCAGAAUUUUCCCUUGACCAGAGUUGUAUUGAUGUUGAAAAGUUAUUGUUAAGAUCAAUAUGCUGUAACAGAUAUACGCGCCUGCUUGAAAUUCAGAAAGAGCUGGGAAAAAAUGCUCAAAUAUUUCGUGCUGCUGGUGAUGUUGUACUUCAAUCGUGCAUGGAUGAAGCUGAUGUUGACUACAAAAAGAAAGAAACUAAGACCGGUGAUAGAGAAUUUGAGGGACAGGAAGUAUUACGUGUGCGUGCCUAUGGCUCAUCAUUUUUUACGCUUACAAUAAACAUAAGGAAUGGUCGCUUUCUUCUCAAAUUAUCCCAAAAUAUACUCGCGGCUGAAACUGUGACAGAAUAUGAAGAAGCUUUAAAUCAAGGAAGUAUGACUGCUGCUGAAGUUUUUAUCAACUUGAGAAGCAAAAGUAUUUUGCAUUUAUUUGCUUCUAUUGGCAGAUUUUUAGGCCUUGAGGUAUAUGAACAUGGUUUCACUAUUGUGAAAGUACCUAAAAACCUUUUGAAUGGUUCGACCACAUUGCUAAUGGGAUUUCCAGAUUCUGGGAGCGCAUACUUUCUGCUGGUGCAACUAGAUAAGGACUUCAAACCUCUGUUCCAGUUGCUGGAGACACAAUCAGAUCCAUCUAAAGGUCAUUCUUUUAAUGACUUGGACAAUGUGAUGCGUAUUAAAAAGAUUGAUGUUAGCCAGAUGCUGAUGCUUGAAGAUGAGUUGAAUAUGAGUCUACUUGACAGGGGAAAAUUGAAUGGCCUUUUAGUUAAUGCUCGGGGUUCCAAUCAGACUUCUGAGCACGGCAUACUUUCUGAGUUCAGUCUUGAGGGUCCUAUGCAAACUGUAGGCUGUCCUCCAUCAAGUUUUUCCUAUGUUGUUGAUGAAGUAUUUGAACUUGAGAAAGGAUUGUCUGCACCUUCAUACCCACUUCAGAAUCUUUCUUCUUUCAAUGCAUCUCCUGCUUCUCGUUUUGGCUCAGUAUCAAUGAAUCUUCAUACUGUUAAAGCUGGAAGUCCCUCUCCUAAGUGGGAAGGAGGUCUUCAGGUGUCUCAGAUGAGCAAUAUUGUAAAAGUCUCAAGCACAUCUCCCCAUUAUAAUGGUUCAUUAUAUCCAUCAAACAGCCUGAAAGGCCCUGUACAUUCUGUUUCAUUUAGUUCACCAUCUCCUGGUCUGGGAAGGAAUACAACUAUCAGAAAACUACCAGCUUCAAAAUCUGAUCAGGACUUGGCAUCUCUUAGAUCUCCGCAUUCUGUUGAGGUUGGUUCAACUUCAUCAAUGGAUGAAGAUCAUCUGAGACUGCUGAAUGAUACAUCAAUGGAUGCUUUAUCAGGAAGCAGACCGCCCCGCCUAUUAUCUCCAUCCCAGUCAACUGGUUCUCGAGUCUCCACACCAGGUGCAAAACCCAGUGGUCCUAGAAGUUCCCCUACUGGGCCUCUAGGUGGAUCAAUUAGAGUCCCUGGCACAAGUUCAUUAGCUACCACUCCCGUAUCCCAGGCUGCAGGAGAUAAUGCAAUCUGUCAUUUUCCUGGUCAUAAUGUCUCUAAACAUGAUAAAAAUCCUAGAAAAAGGACGGUGUCAGAUAUGUUGAAUUUUAUUCCAUCUCUCCAGAAUAUAGAUGCACAGGUGGGAUUUGCUAAGAGAAGGAGAACCUCGGAAUCAGUUCACUCUCAGCAGCACUCAGCGAAGAUUCUUAUAUUGCCGGAAAUAGCCUUUAAACAUGAAGGAUACAGUUAUGGGGAUCUUAUUGCUGAAGCAAAUAAGGGGAAUGCACCUUCUAGCAUUUAUGUUUCUGCGCUUCUUCAUGUGGUUAGGCAUUGUUCACUUUGCAUUAAGCAUGCCAGACUAACUAGCCAGAUGGAGGCAUUAGAAAUUCCAUAUGUCGAAGAGGUUGGUCUAAGAAAUGCCUCCUCAAACAUAUGGUUCCGACUUCCGUUUGCCCGAGGUGAUUCAUGGCAGCACAUAUGCUUGCGGCUUGGUAGGCCUGGAAGCAUGUAUUGGGAUGUCAAAAUUAAUGAUCAGCACUUUCGAGAUCUAUGGGAGCUUCAGAAGGGAAGCAGUGGCACUCCUUGGGGCUCUGGGGUUCGUAUUGCCAAUACUUCUGAUGUUGACUCCCAUAUCCGUUAUGACCUGGAAGGUGUUGUACUGAGUUAUCAGUCUGUUGAGGCUGAUAGUAUAAAGAAGCUAGUGGCAGAUAUUCGAAGGCUUUCUAAUGCUAGAAUGUUUGCCCUUGGAAUGCGCAAGUUGCUUGGAGUAAAACCAGAUGAGAAAUUAGAUGAAAGUAGUGCAAACUCUGAUGUAAAAGUGCCAGUUGGAGGCAAAAGUGUUGAGGCUGCUGAUAAGUUAUCUGAGCAGAUGAGGAGGGCAUUUAAAAUUGAGGCAGUCGGACUAAUGAGUUUGUGGUUUAGUUUUGGAUCUGGCGUCCUUGCACGAUUUGUUGUUGAGUGGGAAUCAGGUAAAGAGGGAUGCACAAUGCAUGUCUCUCCAGACCAACUAUGGCCACAUACCAAGUUUUUGGAAGAUUUUAUAAAUGGUGCCGAGGUUGCAUCUCUUUUGGAUUGCAUUCGCCUCACUGCAGGACCAUUGCAUGCUUUAGCAGCUGCUACUCGGCCUGCACGAGCUGGUCCUGCUCCAGGGGUCCCUGGUGGAACAUCAGCUAUUGCUUCUAUGCCGAAACAGGCUGGGUAUGUACAAUCUCAGGGGGGUAAUCCUAGCAGUUCAACUAAUAAUGUUAGUCAGCCAAUUGCCGGCCCUGUGGGAAACACUGUUGCAUCUACUGGUACUGGCCCUCUUGGGAAUCAUAGUCUUCAUGGUGCUGCGAUGUUAGCUGCUGGUGGUCGAGGGGGACCUGGCAUUGUUCCUAGCUCACUGUUGCCAAUUGAUGUCUCUGUUGUGCUACGGGGCCCAUACUGGAUUCGAAUUAUUUAUCGCAAGAAUUUUUCUGUUGAUAUGCGAUGCUUUGCCGGGGAUCAGGUCUGGCUGCAGCCAGCAACACCACCUAAGGAAGGGCCAAAAGUUGGAGGAUCACUGCCUUGUCCACAAUUUCGUCCUUUCAUAAUGGAGCAUGUUGCUCAAGAAUUAAAUGGUUUAGAUCCGGGCUUUGCUGGGGGACAGCAGCCAGUUGGGCUAGCAACUUCUGCCCCCUCAAACCCAAGCUCAGGUUCCCAAUUAGGUGCUAAUGGAAAUAGAGUUAACCUCGCUAGUUCUGCAGCACUGUCUAGAGCAGCAAACCAGGUUGCUGCUCUAAAUCGUGUUGGAAAUGCUGUUCCUGGUUCUUCAAGUUUAGCUGUUGUGAGUGCAGGAUUGCCUAUACGUAGAUCCCCAGGUGCUGGUGUCCCUGCUCAUGUGAGAGGAGAGUUAAAUACAGCCAUUAUUGGUCUUGGCGAUGAUGGAGGGUAUGGUGGUGGCUGGGUUCCUCUUGUUGCUCUUAAGAAAGUUCUUAGAGGUAUUCUUAAGUACCUUGGAGUACUUUGGCUAUUUGCCCAGUUACCAGAUCUUCUGAAAGAGAUCCUUGGAUCAAUCUUGAAGGACAAUGAAGGUGCUCUGUUGAAUUUGGACCAGGAACAGCCGGCCUUGCGCUUCUUUGUGGGGGGCUACGUGUUUGCUGUUAGCGUUCAUAGAGUUCAACUUCUUCUUCAGGUACUCAGUGUAAAGCGCUUUCACCAUCAACAGCAGCAACAACAGCAACAAAACUCUGUUACUUCUCAAGAAGAACUGAUUCAAUCUGAAAUAGCAGAGAUAUGUGAUUAUUUCAGUCGCCGUGUAGCAUCGGAGCCAUAUGAUGCAUCUCGUGUUGCGUCGUUCAUUACCCUUCUCACUUUGCCUAUAUCAGUUUUAAGAGAAUUUCUGAAGCUGAUUGCAUGGAAGAAAGGAAUGACUCAGGUGCAAGGUGGGGAAAUAGCUCCUGGACAAAAACCCCGUAUUGAAUUAUGCCUUGAAAAUCACGCUGGACUAAGUGAAAAUGAUAACUCCGAGAACUCAUCUGCAGCUAAAAGCAAUAUACAUUAUGAUCGGCCCCAUAAUUCUGUUGAUUUUGCGCUGACUGUUGUCCUUGAUCCUGCUCUUAUUCCCCAUGUAAAUGCUGCUGGUGGUGCUGCUUGGUUGCCCUAUUGUGUUUCAGUGCGGUUGAGAUAUUCAUUUGGUGAAAACACCAAUGUAACUUUCCUUGGCAUGGAAGGAAGCCAUGGAGGCCGAGCUUGCUGGUUGCGGAUUGAUGAUUGGGAAAAAUGUAAACAGAGGGUAAUUCGAACUGUGGAAGUAAAUGGAUCUACGACGGGAGAUGUUGCUCAGGGAAGAUUGAGAAUGGUUGCUGAUAGUGUGCAAAGAACGUUACACAUGUGCCUCCAAGGUUUGAGAGACGGUGGUGUUACUGGAAGUUCUGGGGCAACAUGACCAAGUGAUUCUCUGCUUGCAGCAUAGAUCUCUGAUAUACAUGAUGUUAGAUUCUUUCCUUUCUGAUUUGUGUAGAUUUGGCUGUGGCUUUUUUCAGUUCUAGGUUCUACAAUUUUGACGCUGGAGAAACUUGCAGAUAUGGUGAUGUGAUGGGAAACCACGGCCAGAAGAGGUCUUGAGACAGUUUUUUAAGAUAUUGACAAUGUAUGCAGGGCUUUUCUUCUGGUUGUAUUAGCUAAUCUAAUCCUCUGAUCAGUAGUAGCAUGUACAAUAAUUUAAUUUUUGAAGGUAAAGAGGUAUUGUAGCUGUGGCUUUUCCUUUGUACAGAAAUCACACUAACUGAGUGGACAAAUGUUGUAAAAAAAAAAAAAAAGAAAAAAAACGCUCGAGAUUCUGACAAAUGCGUUUUAUCUUCUCUGUUUUAUAGUGUUAAAAGGCAAGUACGACCUUUUUGUGAAAAGAAAUUUAAAUUGGCCAGUUUAAUCCA